Molecule: messenger RNA, 2264 nt
Organism: Scatophagus argus
Lineage: Eukaryota; Metazoa; Chordata; Actinopteri; Scatophagidae
Gene: mymk
Product: myomaker, myoblast fusion factor
Exons: 6
Coding region: 445-1302 (285 amino acids)
Cellular component (GO): plasma membrane
Source: RefSeq, a predicted model, not a curated record
UGCUACAAUAAGGCAUGCUAGCCCUUGCCCUGCCUGAAGCCCCUCCUAUAUUGCACUGGUAUGCAAACAGCUGCCUAGCCAUGACACAGCACAUACAGGCCUCUGUGGACCUGCCAGCAUGGGGGACAUUUAAACUUUAAAGGGCCAACUGGACAGCUGGGUGUGUUCAAUCUCAAUGGGAGUGGAUGUGAGCUGCAUAUGCAUUCUCUACCUCAUCCACUCACUAUUAUACUCACUGGUAACACACACAAUAAGAACUAAGGGACCUGAGGACAUUUCUCCUGUCCUAUUUCCUUAUUGAUAUCACUUUAUGUACUGAGUUUAAACAUUAUCUUCUUCAUGAGACAACUUCAAGGACUGAGAAACCUCUGAGGGACACAUCUACAUCUCAUCGAAAACUCUUACAACAGUUUCUAUCUGGGUUGUGUUUGCUGCCACUUCAAGAUGGGUGCAUUUAUUGCCAAGAUGCUACUUCCUACAGUCAGCAGCCUGGUGUUCCUGCCUACAGCCAGUGUGGCUGCCAAGAGAGGCUUCCACAUGGAGGCCAUGGUCUACUUCUUCACCAUGUUCUUCAUUGCGAUCUACCAUGCAUGUGAUGGACCAGGACUCUCCAUCCUAUGUUUCAUGAGAUAUGACAUUCUGGAGUACUUCAGUGUGUAUGGUACGGCUCUCUCCAUGUGGGUCACGCUUAUUGCUCUGGGAGACUUUGAUGAACCCCAGCGCUCCAGUAUAACCAUGUUUGGAGUGUUGACAAUUGCUGUGAGGAUCUAUCAGGAUCGCUGGGGCUACGGGAUCUACUCUGGACCCAUUGGAUCUGCUGUCUUCAUCAUCACUGUCAAAUGGCUGCAGAAGAUGAAAGAUUUGAGGGCGGUGUAUCCUGAUAAGACAGUGUACACGCAGCAGGUCGGUCCAGGCUGCUGCUUCGGUGCUCUCGCUCUGAUGCUGCGUUUCUACUUUGAGGAGUGGGACUAUGCCUAUGUCCACAGUUUCUACCAUCUGUCUCUGGCUGUGUCCUUUGUCCUGCUGCUGCCGAAGAAAAACCGCUAUGCAGGGACAGGACGAAACGCUGCUAAGCUCAGCUGCUUCACUCUCUGCUGCUGUUCCAUGAGCCCUGGUACUUCUAAAGAGAAUGCAGACAAGCCGAAAAAGAAGUCAUCUCGGACCGUGUGGACAAUCCCAACUGAGAAGCUGUGGACACGAGGCUGUAGUACCCCCACCCUGCCUCUGUACAACCCUCCGCCCUCCACACCCAUCAAAGGGACCAGCAUCCGCAAGCUCAAAGAGAUGAAUGGUUGGAAGUGAAUGAAACAUAACUGUUAGGUCAGACGUAGCAGAAGUUCAUCAUGACGAACAGACAGACGCAGUGGUUGGAAACGAGCGGGAAAUGGGAAAAUCACCAAAUAACUGUCAGCCAAAUGCUGAUAAACUUGUAUGUGGCUGGUAAGCUAAUCUACUUCAGCAGGAAACCAACCAUCAUGUGGACGUUCCUUUCUACUCCAAAAAAAUUGUUUUUGGCUGGUAGAAUAUUUAAGGUCAACAGUGACUUUUGGAAUCCACCAGCUCCUGUAGCCAGCAGAUAAAGAAACAAAAGUAUCCUGAUAUGCUUCUAAAAUUUAAGGAUGGGAGCAAAAGGAGAAUCAGGCCUCCAGUACCCUCAAAGAACCAAUAAGAACACAGCCGUCUGAAGCGCUUGUCCAAAGUCGAGGAAAGGCAGCACGCUACAAAAGAACACACACAGCACGAACAGGGAGACGGUGGCUGAGACAAGCCAGUAAAACUGACUGGAAAAUUUAUGAGAAGAACAAACAGGCAGAUGUUUUAUCUCUCCAAAAUAUAUAAAUUGUCUUUCGAAAUGUUCCUCAAGGGAGACCCUUCGUCUGCUUGCCUCUGUCUGUCCAUCCCCCCUACUUUUUCCCUUUCCCCUCUCUCUCUUAGGGAAAGGACCAUGAGUCUGAAUUCAUUUAUGGGAAUUACAAGACUGUAAAGCAAAUUUUACUGGUUUUAUACAUCCUUAAGGUUCCAAAUGUGUCGUGUGGAGCAUCAGAUGUUGGAGUCAGGGGAGGUGGUAACCCAGACACUCAGUCUGUAACCUGACAGAAGCAUUUUGAUGUGUUUCUGGAUCAGCAGGUGACUCAUCUGUCUAUUAACUCUGGUUCACUGACUGCACAGCUUUGGCUAUGACCCUUGUCUGUAAUGUGCAUUGUUCAGGCCGUGUAAUGUUUCUGGGGAAAACUUUUAUCAAUAUAUUGUUAUUUAUUGUAGUA